Monodelphis domestica (gray short-tailed opossum) is the source of this 1718-nucleotide messenger RNA. It is a transcript of the gene AGXT, whose product is annotated as alanine--glyoxylate aminotransferase. Lineage: Eukaryota; Metazoa; Chordata; Mammalia; Didelphimorphia; Didelphidae. Gene Ontology annotation, cellular component: peroxisome. The record is from RefSeq and is a predicted model, not a curated record. Gene Ontology annotation, molecular function: L-alanine:glyoxylate transaminase activity; L-serine:pyruvate transaminase activity.
GAGAGAGAGAGAGAGAGAGAGAGAGAGAGAGAGAGAGAGAGAGAGGGAAAGGGAGAGAGAUUGCUCCACAAAGGGACACAGCCUAUUGAUUCUUGCUUUGCUGUUGAUAAAAGGUCUUUUUCAAACCACAAACCAAUCAGUGCUUGUUGGCACUGCUGGGAGAUGCACAGGCUUCUACCAAGCAGUGUGUUCCUGGCUUCCCAGACAGCAGGUUGGGUCCAGUCACUAGUUCCUGUCUUGAUACCUCCACAGAGCCGGGCCAUGGCCAGCUAUCCGUUGAUUGUUGGGCCUCCAGCCUCCCUGAGGAAGCCCCUGAAGGUCCCAGACAGACUUCUCUUGGGACCUGGACCUUCCAAUAUUGCUCCUCGGAUCAUGGCUGCAGGGAAUCUCCCAAUGAUUGGACACAUGCAUGAUGAAAUGUAUCAGAUCAUGGAUGAGAUCAAAGAUGGCAUCCGAUACGCUUUCCAAACCCACAACCAGCUCACCAUGGUCAUCAGUGGCUCUGGGCACGCAGCAAUGGAAGCGGCUCUGUUCAAUGUAGUGGAGCCAGGAGAAUCGGUCCUAGUGGGAGUGAAUGGCCUCUGGGGGCAGCGGAUAGCAGAAAUCGCUGAGAGGAUGGGAGCCAAAGUGCAUCAGAUGGUGAAGGCCCCCGGAGAGUAUUACACCCUAAAAGAUGUGGAAAAGGGUCUGACUCAACACAAACCUGUGCUGCUCUUCCUCACCCAUGGAGAAUCAACCAGUGGGAUAAUGCAGCCCUUGGAUGGCUAUGGUGAUCUUUGCCACAAGCAUAAUUGUUUGCUUCUGGUGGACUCUGUAGCCUCAUUAGGGGGAGCUCCAAUUUACAUGGACAAGCAAGGUAUUGAUAUCUUGUACUCUGGAUCUCAGAAAGCCUUAAAUUCACCUCCUGGAACUGCCCCAAUUUCCUUCAGUGAAAGAGCUAGAAAUAAAUUUUUGAAUCGGAAGACAAAGCCUGUUUCUUUCUAUUUCGAUCUCAAGAAUCUGGCCAACUUUUGGGGCUGUGACAACAGUCCUAGAAUGUAUCAUCACACCACCCCGGUCAUCGGCCUGAUGGGGCUUCGAGAGAGCUUGGCCAUACUUGCUGAAGAGGGCCUGGAGGAGAGCUGGAGGAAGCACCGCGAGGCCACCAACUACCUGUACGAAGGGCUGCAGAAGCUGGGGCUGCAGCUCUUUGUGAAGGAGCCGGCCGUGAGGCUGCCCACAGUCACGACGGUGGCGGUGCCUCCGGGGUACAACUGGAAGGACCUCGUCUCGUACGUCAUGAAGAACCACAGCCUGGAGAUCACGGGAGGCCUGGGCCCUUCCACUGGGAUGGUGCUCCGCAUCGGCCUCCUCGGGUACAACGCCACCAAAGCCAACGUGGACCGCGUCAUCGCCGCCUUGAAGGAUGCCCUGCGCCACUGCCCCAAGAACAAGCUGUAGCAGGCCCAGGCGCCUCCCCAGUGCCUCGUCCCCGAUCCCUGCCCCGGAACUUCCACGGGCUGGGGGGAGCCCCAGAAGGGAGGGGGAAGGCCGGCUCUGGAGGAGGGGGAGUCGCCGCCUAUGCCGGCCUUCUUGGGCCUCUGUCGGGAGGGGUCGCGUAUCCCUCUGGAGCUCCGAGCCCUGGACGCGGCCUUCGCAGCUUCGGAUUUCUGCUUGGGGAAUCGCCGUCCGCUCGGCCCACGCCUGUGGCUCUCUUUAAUAAAAGAACCAGUUUUGUC